ACAUGUUUCUCUUUGAGAUUCGUGCAAAGUUUGUAACUUUGAUCUCCUCUGCUUGUUGGGUAGAUAGCAAAACGGAAAAACAAGAAGCUUCAAGUACUACAACAGUACAACUCUUCAUUCUUCCCUGCAUUGAGGUUAGUACUGUGCUGUGCUGCUUCAUGUUUGUCUCUAUUCAAGUUGAUUUAGAUGAAGAAUGAUUCAAGUUAAUUUGGUUUUAUAUGGGUAAUCGGAGAUUGCUUUUGUUGUUGGGGGUACUUGCUGUUAUUUAUUUACUGUUUCAGUCAAUCUUGGUUCCAUAUGGAAAUGGAAGAGCCCCAUGGUCUUCACAAAAGCAUUUUCCUAAUUGGAAUCAUAUCAAAGGCAAUGCUUCAGAAUUUUCUGAAUCUUCUGGUUUCAAUGCAAUGGGGAAAAAAGUGCAUACACCACCAAUUAUGGGAGAUGAAACUGAGAAGGGUAAUUGGAUGAAUGGAAUGCACAGCAAUGAGAAGAGGGUUUUAGUCUCUGUGAGAAACAGGUCUAAUUAUGUUUCUGAACUUGAGGCAAAUAGAAACCGUGUUCAUAGUUUACCAGAGAAGAUAGGAAAAAGUUUUGGUUCCAAGAAAAGUUUUAUAGAAGAGGAUGGUAAGGUGGACUUUUCAGUGAAACAAAAUGUGGAGAAAAAAGGGAGAAUUUCUACAAUUUCUCAGAUGGUGAAAAAUCAAAAUAUGGAUUCAAGGGAACAACAUGAUAGAGCUGGUGUUGGUACCCCAGACAGAGUAACUCCAUCUACUAAUCUGAGCCAUCCUGAAAAUUCUCCCCAGAAAAAUGGGCAUUUUGCCUCAAAUAUCAGUAAUGCAGUUAGUGUGACUAGAAGAAAGAUGAGGUGUCUGAUGCCACCCAAGUCAAGAACAUUAAUAGAUGAGAUGAAUCGUAUACUAGUUCGCCGCCGUGCUUCUUCUCGUGCAAUGAGACCACGGUGGUCAUCCAAACUUGACCUGGAAAUUCUUGCUGCAAGGUCUGAGAUUGAGCAUGCUCCUAUGAUAACACAUGACAAAGAACUUUAUGCUCCUCUCUUUCGCAAUCUUUCUAUGUUCAAAAGGAGCUAUGAACUCAUGGAACGCACUCUCAAGGUUUACAUAUACAAGGAAGGAAAUAAACCCAUCUUUCAUCAACCUAUACUUAGGGGACUAUAUGCCUCAGAGGGUUGGUUUAUGAAAUUGAUGGAGGAAAAUAAGCAUUUUGUUGUGAAGGAUCCUGCAAAAGCUCACCUGUUUUAUAUGCCAUUUAGUUCACGUAUGUUACAGCACUCCCUUUAUGUUCGUAACUCUCAUAAUCGGACAAAUCUCCGUCAGUAUUUGAAGGACUAUACAGAUACAAUUUCAGCAAAAUAUAGAUACUUUAACCGAACUGGUGGUGCAGACCAUUUUCUUGCUGCUUGCCAUGAUUGGGCUCCAUAUGAAACAAGGCACCACAUGGAAUACUGCAUAAAGGCCCUCUGCAUUGCUGAUGUAACUCAAGGCUUUAAGAUCGGAAGGGACGUUUCUCUUCCGGAAGCUCAUGUCCGGUCAGCAAAAAACCCUCAGAGAGAUAUAGGAGGAAAGCCUCCUCAUGAAAGAUUCAUUCUUGCUUUCUAUGCCGGAAGCAUGCAUGGUUAUUUGCGUCCCAUACUACUUAAGCACUGGAAGGACAAAGACCCUGACAUGAAGAUAUUUGGCCCAAUGCCUCCUGGUGUUGCAAGCAAAAUGAGCUACAUGCAGCACAUGAAGACUAGCAAGUACUGCAUAUGCCCUAAAGGGUAUGAGGUCAAUAGUCCAAGGAUUGUUGAAGCCAUGUUUUACGAGUGUGUGCCAGUGAUAAUAUCUGACAACUUUGUGCCACCUUUUUUUGAGGUUUUAAAUUGGGAUGCGUUCUCAAUAAUCCUUGCAGAGAAAGAUAUUCCCAACUUGAGAAACAUUCUUCUUUCAGUGCCUGAAGAGAAGUAUCUGAAGUUGCAACUUGGGGUCAGAAGGGUUCAGAAGCAUUUUUUGUGGCAUAAAAAUCCCUUGAAGCAUGACCUCUUCCACAUGACCCUUCACUCAAUUUGGUAUAAUAGAGUGUUUCAAAUCAAAGUGAGAAAAUAAUGCAUGAGUCUUCUGAACUAGAAAGCAGAAGCACAUAUUGACAAAGAGCAUAUGAACAGAAACCAAGACUUAACCAUGCGAGACACAACUGCUGAAGCUGUAGAGGGAGCUUUUGAUUAUGAGAACUUGAGAAAGAACAUGGUUGGACUAGUAAUUUGAAUUCACUGUCCUAGUUUGUUGCGAGUCCCGAAUGUAUCAAAAAGAAAAUGUUAUCGGAUCAUGUUACAUCUUAGUAAUCUUACUCUUCAUUUUCAUUGAUUAUAAAUGAGUGGGACUUCAUCACA
Lotus japonicus is the source of this 2383-nucleotide messenger RNA. Its product is annotated as probable glycosyltransferase At3g07620. The record is from RefSeq and is a predicted model, not a curated record. The transcript has 4 exons. NCBI's taxonomy places the organism in Eukaryota, Viridiplantae, Streptophyta, Magnoliopsida, Fabales, Fabaceae. The coding region runs from base 219 to 2099 and encodes 626 amino acids. Gene Ontology annotation, molecular function: glycosyltransferase activity.